Molecule: messenger RNA, 3283 nt
Organism: Cynocephalus volans (Philippine flying lemur)
Lineage: Eukaryota; Metazoa; Chordata; Mammalia; Dermoptera; Cynocephalidae
Gene: TTLL12
Product: tubulin tyrosine ligase like 12
Exons: 14
Coding region: 82-2016 (644 amino acids)
Biological process (GO): protein modification process
Cellular component (GO): cytoplasm
Source: RefSeq, a predicted model, not a curated record
GAGGACGGGCUGGGCGGCGCCGGCGGGCGGGCCGCGGGCUGAGGCGGCACUGGAGUCGGCGCUGGCGCUGGCGGAGGCGCCAUGGAGGUCGAGCUGGGGCCGGAGCGCAGGCCCGCGGAGCGCAGCAGCCCGGGCCCGAGUUCGGAGGAGGGCGCGCGGGCCCUGGCCGAGUUCGCGGCGCUGCACGGCCCGGCGCUGCGCGCCUCGGGGGUCCCCGAGCGGUACUGGGGCCGCCUCCUGCACAAGCUGGAGCACGAGGUUUUCGAUGCUGGAGAAAUGUUUGGGAUCAUGCAAGUGGAAGAGGUAGAAGCGGAUGACGACGAGGCAGCACGAGCAGUGCGGGAGAAGCAGCCCAACCCAGGGAGUGAGCUGUGCUACAAAGUCAUUGUGACCAGCGAGAGUGGGCUCCAGGCCGCAGACCCCAACAGCAUCUUCCUCAUCGACCACGCCUGGACGUGUCGCGUGGAGCACGCCCGCCAGCAGCUGCAGCAGGUGCCGGGGCUGCUGCACCGCAUGGCCAACCUGAUGGGCGUCGAGUUCCACGGCGAGCUGCCCACUGCCGAGGCCGUGGCCCUGGUGCUGGAAGAGAUGUGGAAGUUCAACCAGACCUACCAGCUGGCCCAUGGGACAGCUGAGGAGAAGGUUCCCGUGUGGUACAUCAUGGACGAGUUUGGCUCACGCAUCCAGCAUGCAGAUGAGCCCAGCUUUGCCACCGCACCCUUCUUCUACAUGCCCCAGCAAGUGGCCUACACGCUGCUGUGGCCCCUGAGGGACCUAGAUACAGGCGAGGAAGUGACCCGGGACUUUGCCUACGGAGAGGCAGAUCCUCUGAUCCGGAAGUGCAUGCUGCUGCCCUGGGCUCCCGCCGACAUGCUGGACCUCAGCUCCUGCACGCCCGAGCCGCCUGCCGAGUACUACCAGGCCAUUUUGGAGGAAAACAAGGAGAAGCUGCCCCUUGCCACCAGCCCAGUGGCACACCCCCACGACCACGUCUUCAGGGUCUACACGGACAUGCAGCAGGUGCUCAGCAGCCUCACGCACCCACGCUUCACCUUCACCCAGAACGCGGCGGACGCCGACGUCCUCUACAACUUCUCCCACUUCAAGGACUACAGGAGGCUAAGCCAGGAGAGGCCAGAGGUGCUGCUGAACCAGUUCCCUUGUGAGAACCUGCUGACAGUAAAGGACUGCCUGGCCUCCAUCGCGCGCCGGGCAGGGGGCCCCGAGGGCCCACGCUGGCUGCCCCGAACCUUCAACCUACGCACUGAGCUGCCCCAGUUUGUCAGCUACUUCCAGCAGCGGGAGAGACGGGGCGAGGACAACCACUGGAUCUGCAAGCCCUGGAACCUGGCCCGGAGCCUGGAUACCCACAUCACCAAGAGCCUCCACAGCAUCAUCCGGCACCGGGAGAGCACCCCCAAGGUUGUGUCUAAGUACAUUGAAAGUCCCAUCCUAUUCUUUCGAGAAGACGUGGGGAAGGUCAAGUUUGACAUCCGCUACGUGGUGCUGCUGCGCUCGGUGAAGCCCCUGACGUUGUUUGUGUAUGACGUGUUCUGGCUGCGAUUCUCCAACCGGCCCUUCACGCUCAGUGACCUGGAUGACUACGAGAAGCAUUUCACGGUCAUGAACUAUGACCCGGAUGUGUUGCUUAAGCAGGUGCACUAUGAUGAAUUCAUCCCCGAAUUUGAGAAGCAGUACCCAGAAUUUCCCUGGACUGGUGUCCAGGCUGAGAUCUUCCAGGCCUUCACCGAGCUCUUCCGAGUGGCAUGUGCCAAGCCGCCGCCCUUGGGCCUCUGUGACUACCCUUCAUCCCGGGCCAUGUAUGCCAUCGACCUUAUGCUGAAGUGGGACAACUGUCCAGAUGGGAAGCGAGUGAUGCAGCCGCAGAUCUUGGAGGUGAACUUCAACCCGGACUGUGAGCGAGCCUGCAGGUUCCACCCCACCUUCUUCAACGACGUCUUUAGCACCCUGUUCCUGGACCAGCCCGACGACUGCCAUGUCACCCGCCUCCUCUAAGCCCUCGCUGUCUCUUGAGCCUGUACAUGCGGGCAGGAUCCCAACCUCAGUUCCUUGAGCUGCUUCUGUAAAGCACCCCCAAGCUGGCCUGGGCUGAAGCCUCUGCCCUCCUGAGCCAUAGUUCGGCAUCACACCCUGGGAGUGCAGGGCUUGUCCCCACUGUGGGGCAGAGCCAGGACAGUGAUGGUGUCCCCAGGCUGAGUGUGCCCCAAGGCCCUGUCCACAUCCCCUCGCCACCGCCUGUGCAUUGAUGAGUCUCCAGCUCAGCCAAGGGCUUUCUUCCUGGUGUCAGGAGAGCUUGGUCCUUGGGCUGCUGCGUUUCCAGAGGGCGUGGGGAACAGGGUGCUGUGGAGCGGGACCAGGUGUUCCUCAGCUGCAUCAAACAGGUCAGGCAGGUUUCUUUUCCUCAGGGUUCUGCUCUCUGCAUCUGGCUCCCACGGGCAGGGGUCAGGGUUCCAUGCUGUGACUGCAAAGCUCUGUGUGACACAGACCCCAGAACAGCCUGGGGUGGCCGUAGCCUUGUGGCCCGCCCCAGCCCCACUAGAGCCUUCACCAGCAAACCUCCUGCUAAAUCCCUGCGGGAGGCCUUCUCCUUUUGUUGCAAUUCCCUUUCCAUUUGGCAAGCGUGGGCUGACCUCUUGGUCACAGGCCCUGCCCCGGUCUGAGGUCGGCUAGGACACUGGUAAGGGGAGUGAGGGCAAGUGUGGGGUGCAGGGCACCAGGCGGGACGGCUGGUAAAUGAACGUGAGUCCAAAAACUUUAUGUUAAAGUAGGAUGACAUCUACCUGGGUCUACAGUCAAAGUGUUGAGUUUCUGUUAUUUUUUAAUUUAUGGGAGGAAAAUAUAAAAUUCUAGUUCUUUCCUAAUUUUGUUUCUGAAAUUUGGAGUCAGCUGCCAGCAUUUUUUUGCGUAGCCGUUGUGCACCUGGGCCCAUCUCACAGAAGGUGGGUGGGUGGGAGCUGCUUCCAGAGCCUUCCAGUGUGCAGGAUGCUGCGGCUGGGCAUGGUGGUGUGUGUUUCACUUUUGAAGCUAAAAGUGACCCUCCUUGUAGCACAGCUGCACACAGUUCUGCGUCCCCUCUCUGUCGGGACAUGUGGGCUGCCCUCUGUUAGCAAGAGUCCCUUUGAUAGCAGAGGCAGCUCUGUUGCUCCCAGGGUGAGGGUGGAGCCUCCUCUCUGCUCCUGUCCCUGGAAAGCUGCUGACAUCCGUCCUUUUCACUCAAUCUGUACUGCAAUAAAGUAUGCCUUAUAUGGCAUCUGCCCCCUUC